CUUUACGACCUCGACCUCGUCAGCUGUCGCGCUGCUUUACGGCAGCAAUCAUGGCCGCGCCCAGGCCCCGCGUGCUGUCCGCUCUAAAGUUGUUGUUGUUGAUUUCGUCCUCGUAAGAGUAAACAGAGACAACAAACAACCAAACCAACAGCAACAACAGCGGCACCGGGCGCCUCCAGCACAACGGACAUGAGUAACGUCGGACUCGCGCGCUGAAAGAGGGUGAAGAUGGUGAUGGUGACGAUGUCAGUGCUUGGUCGGUGCCUCCGCUCCUCGUCGACCUCCUCAUCCUUCUGUUUAUCCUUCUCACACUCCUCUGUUCUUUCAUUAUCACCGUCAUCAUCGCCGUCGUCAUCUUCGCCGUCACUGUUAUCCCCCUCACUGUCGCCGCCAUCGAUACUUGAAUCAAAAUCCCCUUUCUGCCUCCUGCCCUUCUCCACCUCCUCAUCGCCGUUCUCCACUUUGUGCUGCUCCUCUCUUCCCUCUUUCCUGUCUUGUCCCGCCACCUUUCUGUCCAGUUGCUCCACAAUACCAUCGUCAUCACUGUCACCGUCACCCCCAUUGUUCUCACCCUCUGUCGUGGGAAAAACACGAGGUUAUGUGGCGUCGUUGAGACACUUCAGGAGACCAGGCAGUCCAGCCACCACGACCAUCCGCUCCCCUUCAUUCGGCAACAGGAGCACCUGCGAAGCCUGCUGCUACUGCAGCUGCAGUAGCAGCAGCCGCCACCGUGGCCUCUGUCCGAGUGAACGGUCGCUCAGGUCCCCCCAAGUCGUCACAUCGGGGUGGCGCUGGGGUCAUCCCCUGCUGCGGUCGACUUGGAGGGGCGUAGCGCGAACCCCUCACGCCGGGGGGAGCCGCUCCGCCGGGGCGAAAGGGCCCGAGGAGGGCGGCGGGGGAAGCGACACUCGGGGUGGGGGAGGAGGGGGCGACGCGUCGGGAGCUGCCUCGGGGACUCGGGCUCCCGGCAACUCGGCCAAAGAGAACAUCUUUUCAGAGCUGUACGAGAACCCCUGGACGGUGCCCAACGCCCUGUGCGUGACGCGCAUCGCGCUGUCUCCCGUCAUCGCGUGCCUCGUCGCCGACGAGGAGUUCGGCUUGGCGCUGGGGCUCCUCUUGCUGGCCGGCGUCACCGACCUCCUGGACGGAUUUAUCGCACGGACCUGGCCGAGCCAGCAGUCGGCGCUGGGCAGCGCCCUCGACCCUCUCGCAGAUAAGAUCCUCAUCAGCGUCCUCUACAUCAGCCUCACCUGCGCUCACCUCAUUCCUGUGCCGCUGACCGCCCUGAUCAUUUCGAGGGACAUCGCUCUCAUCGGCGCUGUUUUUUACGUGCGCUACCGCACAGUGCCUCCUCCAUGCACCCUGGCUCGAUACUUCAAUCCACGUUUUGCUACUGCCCAGCUUAAACCAACGCUCAUCAGCAAGGUGAACACGGCCGUUCAGCUCUUCCUGGUGGCCGCGUCUCUGGCCGCGCCGGUGCUGCACCAAAUGGACAGCCCCCUGCUGGUGGCGCUCUGGUACGUGACAGCGCUCACCACUGUGGGAUCCGGCUACAGCUACUACCGCUACGGCCGGCAGACGGUCCGCGUGCUCAACGGGACCAAGUGACGGAGCCCCGGGUCUCCCCGCCCGCCACUCGAGGCGGAGAGGAGGGGGGUGGCGAGGGGGAGAUGGAAAGAGGCCGCGUCAAGACGUCUGCCGUCCUCAGUGCCGAGCGUUGCAGCUGUCGGGGCGAAGCCACGUCUGCACAUUGGAAAGAUUGUCCUCUCUGCUCCGGUUCAUGUCUCCUAGUUUUAGCCGAGCCUAGGCGCUCGUUGGCCUAGCUGUCGAGUGUGCAGGUGGUGCAACUGCACCGGGGUGCAAUGAACAUUUUCUUUUUUAUUUUACCAGGUAAGGCCCACUGGGAUAUUUCGCUCUUUUUCAGAAGCGACCUGGCCACAAAUGAUAGG
Molecule: messenger RNA, 1949 nt
Organism: Petromyzon marinus (sea lamprey)
Lineage: Eukaryota; Metazoa; Chordata; Hyperoartia; Petromyzontiformes; Petromyzontidae
Gene: CRLS1
Product: cardiolipin synthase 1
Biological process (GO): cardiolipin biosynthetic process
Cellular component (GO): mitochondrion; membrane
Molecular function (GO): cardiolipin synthase (CMP-forming) activity
Source: RefSeq, a predicted model, not a curated record